This is a messenger RNA of Trichoderma asperellum CBS 433.97, 4141 nucleotides long. RefSeq lists its product as uncharacterized. Gene Ontology annotation, molecular function: ATP binding; ABC-type transporter activity; ATP hydrolysis activity. The record is from RefSeq and is a predicted model, not a curated record. Lineage: Eukaryota; Fungi; Ascomycota; Sordariomycetes; Hypocreales; Hypocreaceae. Gene Ontology annotation, biological process: transmembrane transport. Gene Ontology annotation, cellular component: membrane.
UUGAAAGAUCAUUCUGCCUCGCAAUCCUGCACCUUGCCACAACAGCUUCAGGUGGUUGUUAGCUUUAGCGAGACAAACCAGCCUGAAGAUGGCCAUCUCAGAGAAGGGCCAUGAUGUGCCUGUGCAUCAGGCAUCAAAUGCUGCUGAAGAGGCGGAUGGCAGCGUAGAGGUUUCAAUCGCAGACGAAACGACGGCGAGCGAGAACAAGUCACAGAACCCGUAUCUAAGAAUCUUCACUUACACAGGUCGGCGUGAACGAAUUAUUCUUGCCAUCUCUAUUGUGGCUGCAAUUGCGUCUGGAGCUGGCAUCGCUCUCCAGAAUCUGAUCUUUGGCCAAUUCGUCACAACCAUCACCAAUUUUAUCAACGAUCCAUCAGCAAGCGGUGCCAAGUUUCGCCAUGAUGCCGCCCGAUUAUCGCUCUAUUUCGUCUAUCUAGGCAUUGGAAGGUUUGUCCUGGCAUACGCAUACAAUGUGCUCCUGACUUAUAACGCGUAUCGAAUCGUUCGAAAUAUUCGACAUGCAUAUCUAAAGGCUGCCUUAAGCCAGGAAGUUGCCUACUAUGACCUCGGCACCAGUGGAUCAAUUGCUACUCAAGCAACUUCGAAUGGAAAGCUGAUCCAGGGCGGUAUUGCAGAGAAGCUCGGGCUCUCGUUUCAGGGAGUCUCAGCGUUUGUUACUGCCUUCAUUGUUGCGUUUGUAACCCAAUGGAAGCUGACCCUAAUUUGUCUUUGCAUCGCCCCGACUACCAUGGCCGUAAUGGCCUUUGUUGGUAUCAGUGAGGCAGCAGUCGAAACAAAAAUUUUCGACGUUCACGCUCAGGCCAAUGCUUAUGCAGAAGGUAUAAUUGGCAGCACUAGAACAGUACAUGCGUUCGAGAUGCGCUCCAGGCUUGUCAGCAAAUUCAAUGAAUACCUCGAGGAGGCUCACAAAUACGGUCGCCAGCUCUCGCCUUGGUUUGCAGCUCUCUUUUCGGCCGAAUAUACAAUCAUGUAUCUGGGCUUUGGGCUUGCUUUUUGGCAGGGUAUUCAUCUAUUUGCAAAUGGGGAGAUUACAUCGUCUGGCGAAAUUUUCACAGUCUUGUUCUCUGUGACAAUCGCAACUAUCAGUAUCACGGCGCUGGCGCCGUAUUCCAUCGACUUUUCGCGAGCUGCUUCGGGAGCCGCACAGCUAUUUGAGCUUAUCGACCGAAAGUCUGAUAUCAAUCCAUUUGACGAAUCGGGGGAGGAGCCUACAGAGGUUGUCGGACACCUUGAGUUGGAGAACCUUAGCUUUGCGUAUCCUACCCGACCGAGUAUAACUGUACUAGACGACUUUUCUUUAACUGUUCCUGCUGGGAAAGUCACAGCUUUGGUGGGCCAAAGUGGUUCGGGAAAGAGUACAAUUGUUGGUCUCAUUGAGCGAUGGUACAAUCCCUUGUCUGGAGCCAUCAAGUUGGAUGGCAAGCCGAUUAACAAGUUAAAUCUCAAUUGGCUCCGGAAGAACGUUCGACUCGUCCAACAAGAGCCUGUGCUGUUUCAAGGUUCAGCAUUCGAUAACAUCGCUCACGGCCUUGUUGGCACAAAAUGGGAACAUGCGUCUAGAGAAGAGAAGAUGGCUCAAGUUCAGGAAGCUGCCAAAAUUGCUUUUGCUCAUGAUUUCAUUUCAGAAUUACCGGAUGGAUACGAUACUGAGAUUGGCCAGAGAGGUGGCUUAUUAUCCGGCGGUCAGAAACAACGUGUUGCUAUCGCUCGGAGUAUCGUUUCUCAACCCAAAGUUCUGUUGCUCGACGAAGCGACCAGCGCUCUUGAUCCGCAUGCCGAGGGCGUUGUCCAGCGCGCUCUAGACAGAGCUUCUGAGGGGCGUACCACAAUUGUUAUUGCUCAUAAGCUGGCAACAAUCCGCAGGGCAGACAACAUUGUCGUCAUGAAGAAGGGGAAAAUUAUAGAACAAGGCACACACGAGGGUCUAAUGAAGCAAGACGGAGCUUACGCUGCGCUGGUCCACGUACAAGACCUAUCUGUAUCGAAAAAUCAACAAUCUGAUACCGAAUCAGACGAACAAGAUGAUGAGGAAGCAAAAGAUCCAGCCGAUCUUGUCAAGAGCUUGACCCGAUACGCCACUGCGGAUCAAAUACGCCUCGAGCAGCAGAAAGAGAGGGACAACUUUGAAAAAUACAAGAAACAGGGACUCCUUACAGUAAUCUGGCGACUCGUGGUUGAGCAUCCAGAGUUGGGGUGGGCAUAUUUCUUUGUUGUUGUUUCCUGUCUCGCAGGUGCGGCUGGUUAUCCCGGUCAAGCCAUUUUACUUUCCAGCACGGUUGAUGUCUUUACAUUAUCUCCUUCGGAAAUGACCAAAAAGGGCAACUUUUAUGCUUCCAUGUUUAUUGUCCUUGCAGCUGGCAAUUUGAUCAUAUAUGGUAUAGCUGGAUAUGCGACUAACAUGAUCGCUCAGACUUUGUCACACAAACUCCGUCGUCAAAGCUUGAAUGAUAUGCUACGCCAAGAUCUCCAAUUCUUCGAUCGUCCCGAAAAUAAUAUUGGAGCCCUGGCUAGCCGUGUUGAUGCGAACCCACAGGCCAUCUUGGAGCUUAUGGGCUUCAACAUAGCUCUAAUCCUAGUAGCAGUAUUCAAUAUUGCUGCAUGCAGCGUAUUGGCCAUUGUCUACAGUUGGAAACUGGGACUUGUGGUUGUCUUCGCCGGGCUGCCCCCCAUGGUUGGUUCUGGAUGGUUCAAGAUUCGACUGGACGUUAAACUUGAUCACCACAUCUCGGCACGUCAGUCUAAAAGUGCGGCGAUUGCUUCAGAAGCCGUCACUGCGAUACGUACAGUGUCGUCUUUAGCUAUCGAGGAAUCGGUCCUCAAGAGUUACACCUACGAAUUAGACCACGCGGUCAAUGGAUCGGUGAAACCGAUGUCGAUUAUGAUGAUUUGCUUUGCUUUUACUCAGUGCAUUGAGUACUGGUUUAUGGCUCUGGGCUUUUGGUAUGGAUGUCGUCUUGUCUCCUUUGGGGAGACAUCAAUGAAUAGCUUUUACGUGGCGUUUUUGGCAGUCUUCUUUUCAGGCCAAGCUGCUUCUCAACUCUUUCAAUUUUCAACAAGCAUAACCAAAGGCAAGAAUGCCGCCAACUAUAUUUUUUGGCUUCACGGACUCCAACCCACAAUCCACGAAACACCAGAAAAUAUGGACAAAGGUCCAGAAUCUGGGGGCCCAAUUGCCGUUAAUGGCGUUCAUUUCUCAUAUCCUCUGCGACCGGAAGCGCCUGUGCUGAGGGGGAUCAAUCUAGAGAUUCAAAAGGGUCAGUUCUUUGCUCUGGUCGGUGCGUCUGGUUGCGGUAAAUCCACUAUGAUUGCUAUGCUGGAGCGCUUCUACGACCCUUCAACUGGGAAUAUACGCAUUGCUGGUGACAAGUUAACGGAUCUAAAUCCUCGUCUAUAUCGCCGAGUCGUAUCUCUAGUGCAGCAAGAGCCUACUCUUUUCCAAGGCUCGAUUCGCGAGAAUAUCGCACUUGGUAUUGACGAUCCAACGGUAUCUUCCGCAACGACCGCAGAGGUAACCGUUUCCGACUCUCAAAUCGAAGCAGCUUUGCGUGCAGCCAAUGCCUGGGAUUUCGUGUCUUCUUUGCCUGACGGCUUCGCCACAGCUGCCGGACCAAACGGCACGCAGCUUUCUGGCGGCCAGCGUCAGCGUAUUGCUAUUGCUCGCUCAUUAAUUCGCAAUCCUAAAGUUCUACUGCUUGAUGAGGCAACAAGUGCCUUAGAUACGGAGAGUGAAAAGGUUGUUCAAAGCGCAUUAGCUGAGGCAGCAAAAGAAGGCGAUCGAAUCACUAUUGCCGUAGCGCAUAGACUGUCCACAAUCAGAGACGCGGAUAUGAUAUGCGUCUUUUAUGGGGGAAAGAUCUUGGAGAUGGGAAAGCAUGCUGAAUUGGUAGCGCAAGGAGGGAUGUACAGAAAGAUGUGCGAAGCGCAGAACAUAGAAUGAUGGAAAUUUAUCUUGGUAUAUACGGCUUUGCGGUGUAUAAUUGUUCAUGGUACACAUAAUACUUGGGUGGUUGGCGGCUGUGGAUCAUACAUAUAUAAAGGACUCUAUAGACAUAGGACAUAACUUUGAUGGAGAGAUGUUCUAUUAGUUGGAAGAAUCUCUACUAUAAUACAUACUAUCGCU